Molecule: messenger RNA, 802 nt
Organism: Styela clava
Lineage: Eukaryota; Metazoa; Chordata; Ascidiacea; Stolidobranchia; Styelidae
Molecular function (GO): calcium ion binding
Source: RefSeq, a predicted model, not a curated record
CGCAAUAAUCGCUGAUCUAUCGGAGCCGGGAUGCAACUGUCAUCUGCCAUCGCACUUUACGCUGCGUGUGACUGAUUGUCACGAGGUUUGCACGACGUAAGAUCGGGAUGGGAAAUCUUAUGUCCUACCCUUUGCAGCCCGAGAUCAUCAGCUACCACAGGCCCCAAGAUUAUAAUUCAUUCGGGGAAAGGAAAAACAUUCCAAAAGAAGAAAACGUCAUAGAAAAACUUCACUAUGCUCACUUAGAAGAGGUUUUCGCAAGCCGCCAAAACAGCAACACUCGGCGAAAGCUUUUAGAUGUUUCCGAUGAAGAGUAUGCUAAAAAGUUUCCUCAGUGGUCUCCUGCUGAGAUAAGCAAUUUUAAAGCGCAAUUUCUAAUCUUUGAUUCUAACCGCGAUGGCAUUCUCGACUUCAUCGAGAUGAACAGCGUUUUAGAUGAAUUCGGAGAAUCAAGUAAACCUAACGAACGCUGGCGAUGUUUCAACUCUAUGGACAUUGACCAUUCUGGUACGGUCGAUUUUGAAGAGUUUUUGAUUGUAAUUAGUAGAUUGCAAAGAGCCGACAAAAAAGAUCCUGUAGAAGAAAAUAUCCUGAACAUCGUAACUCGUGGAGCUCGUCAAGUUGCAAAGCUACGGAACAUGAGUGUUUCGCAACAAAUUGCGGAUGGCUUAUUUUAAUGUUUUUUUUACUAAACGUGUUUGUUUUCUGUAUAUUGAAUAUUAUCGCUCCUUGCGCAAAUUUCAUUUGAAUAAAAUUUAAAUGCUUUUUGUGCAGUGUCUGGCACGAAAGAGCAACGUACAAA